AUGUCGACUUCCACGAAAUUCCCUUCAACUACUCUUCACAUCCUUAGAACCCAUAGUGGACCUGUAAACGCUGUUACGUUCUCUAGUUCUCCAGGAACAUACCUCUUGACUGGCUCCUCCGACCGUUCCAUCCAUCUAUCUCGUGCGCUGCCACAGUCAUCGUCCACCUCACCCCAGAUAACAACCUCACCCAUUCAAAAAUAUGAAGCCCACGGAUACUCAGUGCUAGAUAUAGCUGUGAGUGCAGAUAAUGCGCGCUUUGCCAGCGUAGGAGGAGACAAACAGGUCUUCCUAUGGGACGUUGAGACCGGAAGUACAAUAAGAAGAUGGAGUGGUCAUACCGGACGAGUUGAGGCUGUAGCGUUUGGCGGAGAGGGCGACUCAGUGGUGAUAUCAGGAAUCGAGCUGAUAUCCUCCCUUUCGUGGAUAGGAAGCGCGGAUUCAGAUGUGAAAAUAUGGGAUACGCGGUCGCUUACGUCGAAGCCGGUACAGACCCUCACAGAAGCAACUGACACUGUUUCAUCUGUAUAUGUCCAUAUGCCGACUAGCAGUAUAAUUACCGCCAGUUACGAUGGUCGAAUUCGUACUUAUGAUUUAAGAAUGGGUGAAAUGAGGGUAGACGUUAUGGCUCAUCCGGUUACAAGCAUACAAGGUUCUACGGACGGGAAGGCCAUGCUUGCUUCAUGUCUAGAUGGGCGAAUUCGCAUGGUUGAUCGUGACGACGGCUCAGUCCUCAAGAGCUUUGGUGAUGGAAACCCUUCGUCGGCGUCUGAGAAGAGGAAGGCCCCUGUAUACAUGAACAAGGAAUUACGCAUUCGAUCUACCUUUACGAAGGGAGACAGCGUUGUGCUGAGUGGGAGCGAGACUCCAGAUGCAAGUUUUGGCAGAGAAAAUGCCCAAGCAACGGUUGUGGCGUGGGAUGUUUUGACUGGGAAUGUUAUCCAGACCGUGUCAGUGGGCGCAGGUAUCAAGGUGGUUAGCUGUGUCACAUGGAAUGAGAAAGGCUCAUCCUGGGCUGGAGGAUGUUCAGAUGGCACUGUCAAAGUAUAUGGAUAA
Messenger RNA from Microsporum canis CBS 113480, 1056 nucleotides. RefSeq names its product WD domain-containing protein. The record is from RefSeq and is a predicted model, not a curated record. Bases 1 to 1056 code for a protein of 351 amino acids. The transcript is spliced from 4 exons. Gene Ontology annotation, cellular component: catalytic step 2 spliceosome. Gene Ontology annotation, biological process: mRNA splicing, via spliceosome. Gene Ontology annotation, molecular function: protein binding. Lineage: Eukaryota; Fungi; Ascomycota; Eurotiomycetes; Onygenales; Arthrodermataceae.